Messenger RNA from Octopus bimaculoides (California two-spot octopus), 4455 nucleotides. RefSeq names its product crooked neck-like protein 1. The record is from RefSeq and is a predicted model, not a curated record. NCBI's taxonomy places the organism in Eukaryota, Metazoa, Mollusca, Cephalopoda, Octopoda, Octopodidae. Gene Ontology annotation, biological process: spliceosomal complex assembly; mRNA splicing, via spliceosome. Gene Ontology annotation, cellular component: precatalytic spliceosome; post-mRNA release spliceosomal complex; U2-type catalytic step 2 spliceosome. Gene Ontology annotation, molecular function: protein binding.
UAUUUCGUUUUGGUAUAAGCGCAUGCAUAUAUUUGCAUACUUUUUUUACAUUUGGACACAUUUUUCUAUAUGCAUCAACAUUAAUUUUCUCACUCCUAAUGUAUGUCAGUGAACCUGAGUUAUAGAAGUGUUGUGUCCCACCCACGUAUAACAAUAAAACUUUCACACACCCUACUCCAACAAACCCAACUAUAUCUGCCCUCUUCACAAACUGUUUCUCUUCUCUUCCUUACAUUUCCACUUCAUACACUAUGUUUAUCUCAUACUCCCCAACCCAGUCUUCACUACCCUGCUCACUGUAUCAUUGCUUCCCCUCUCCCACUAUAUACCCACAUUCUUGCCAGUCACUGCAUCUUCCCACUCCCAACUUGCAACUCCUUGGUGAUACCCUGCCACCAUUCAUCUCUCUCUUCCUUACUCUACCAUCCCAUUUAUACUCUGAUCCCUGUACCUUGCAAGUAUACCCUGUCACUUGCCGCCAUCCCUUUCCUGCUCUUGCUGUCUCCUAUUCUUUCUCUCUUUCCCCUGCUCUCCCCUCUGGCCGAGUAAUCAUGUAUAUCCUCUACAGCAACAAACCUAUUUCUGUCCUCAUCUUUGAUCUCUCUCUCUCUCUUCCUCCUUCCCUUGCCCUUACCUCUGUCCAGGUAACCCUGUAUCUCUUUUACAGCAGCACAUCUCUUGUUAACUCCCACUCUCUCUCUAGGUAACUGUUUUGGUUCUCAUUUUGUUAACUCUCGCUCUCUUUCUCUUCCUCUCUCUGGCUGGGUAACCAUGGACCUCCUCUACAGCAAGGCAUCUAUUUCUGCCUCUCUGUUACACUCUAAUCUUUCAUCAUCCGGAUAAGAUUAUCUCCUCCAAUGCCUCCUUCUCUCUCAAAGUCUCUUUGUCUGGCAAAGUUACUUGAUGACCCCGCCAGUGCAGGUACCACUUAAAAAGCACCCACUCCACACUGUAAACUGGUUGGCAUUUGGAAGGGCAUCCUGCUGUAUAAGCCAUGCCAAAACUGGCCUUGCCUGUGUGAGUGCUACAUUAAAAACAUUCAACUCACUCUACGAAGUGGUUGGUGUUGGGAAGGGCAUCCAGCCGUAAAAACCAUGCCAAAACUGACACAGAAACACGGUGCAGGCUUCCGCUUGGUCAGCUCCUGUCAAACCGUCCAACCCAUGCCAACAUCGAAGGCGGACGUUAAACGACGACGAUGAUGAUGAUUGUGACAACUGCCUUUGUUUGAAGACUUACUUCUUUUAAUUUUGCUACCGAGCAAAAGUAAACCACAAACAUCAAAUGGUCUAUAUCCUAUAAAUCAUAAUGUCACAUUUUCCUUAAUCCUUGGUAUUUUGACAAAUUAAUAAGAAAUCAAGAUAUAUUCUUUUAUCCAGACAAGCAUUAGAGAGCAAUAGUUACCUUCCUGGGAAAGCUGAAAUCUUAAUUUAAUAUGAAGUUGGAACUACUGCUUUCAAUGCACUUACGUUAAUAAUCGUUUUUACAAUUAUCUAUUUCCCUACUCCGAAAACAAACUUGCAUACAUCAAGAAAAUACACUUUAUUUCAUUUUAUAAAACAUUUUUUCACUUAUGAGCAUCCGUAGAUAUAUGUAACCAGCUCGUUGAUCUCCCUUGAUUGUUAAAAGAGUCAAACAUCUCCAGUUGGAGUUCAGUUUGUUCUAUUUACACGGAAUUUGAAACCAUGGCUGAAAUUACUCCCGGAGGCAAAACCAAAAUGCCCAAAGUGGCAAAGGUUAAAAACAAGAUGCCAGCUCCAGUGCAGAUUACUGCAGAACAGCUGUUGCGUGAAGCAAAGGAGCGAGAGUUGGAAUUGGUACCACCACCUCCCAAGCAGAAAAUUUCAGAUCCAGAGGAAUUGGCAGAUUAUAGACUCAAGAAAAGGAAGGCAUAUGAAGACAAUAUCCGCAAAAAUCGAACUGUGAUGAGCAACUGGAUUAAGUAUGCCCAAUGGGAAGAAUCACAAAAAGAAAUUCAAAGAGCACGGUCUGUGUGGGAACGAGCUUUAGAUGUGAACCACAGAAACAUCACAGUUUGGUUAAAAUAUGCUGAAAUGGAAAUGAAAAAUCGCCAAAUCAAUCAUGCUAGAAACAUCUGGGACCGUGCCAUCACUAUCUUACCUCGAGCGAACCAAUUCUGGUACAAAUACACAUACAUGGAGGAAAUGCUGGAUAAUAUACCAGGUAGUCGACAGGUAUUUGAGCGUUGGAUGGAGUGGCAUCCUGAAGAGCAAGCCUGGCACUCUUACAUCAACUUUGAACUGCGCUAUAAAGAAAUAAACCGUGCACGUGCAAUUUAUGAACGAUUUGUAUAUGUCCAUCCUGAAGUAAAGAACUGGAUCAAAUAUGCACGCUUUGAGGAGAAGAACAACUAUAUCAACAGUGCACGGAAAGUGUAUGAACGGGCUGUAGAGUUCUUUGGAGAGGAUAAUAUGGAUGAAACUUUGCUAAUAGCUUUUGCCAAAUUUGAAGAAGGUCAAAAAGAGCAUGAGCGAGCUCGAUCAAUUUAUAAGUUUGCCUUAGAUGGUUUACCAAAAGAGAAAUGUACAGAAAUAUAUAAGAAUUAUACAAAGCACGAGAAACGCUAUGGAGAUCGUACAGCCAUUGAAGAUGUCAUUGUCAGCAAAAGGCGGUUCCAGUAUGAAGAGGAAGUAAAAGCAAAUCCAAUGAACUAUGAUGCCUGGUUUGACUACCUGCGUCUUCUAGAAGCUGAUGGAGAAAUGGAACAAAUUCGGGAAGUUUAUGAGAGAGCCAUAGCCAACGUUCCCCCCUCACAGGAUAAACGACACUGGCGCCGUUACAUAUAUUUGUGGAUCAUGUAUGCUUUCUUUGAAGAGUUAGAUUGUAUGGAUGCUGACAGGGUCCGUGCAGUGUACAAUGCUGCCUUAGAAGUAAUUCCUCACAGAAAAUUCACCUUUGCAAAAAUUUGGCUGUUAUUUGCACAGUUUGAAAUUCGACAAAAAAAUCUUCAAGCUGCUCGUAAAAUUCUGGGUGUUUCAUUAGGGAAGUGUCCCAAAAAUAAGCUAUUCCGUGGUUAUAUUGAUCUGGAGAUUCAGUUGAGAGACUUUGACCGAUGUCGUAUACUCUAUGAAAAAUUCUUGGAAUUUGGUCCAGAGAACUGUAUGACCUGGAUGAAGUAUGCAGAAUUAGAAGCCAUUUUGGGUGACAGUGAGCGGACAAGAGCAAUAUAUGAAUUAGCCAUCAACCAACCGAAGCUAGACAUGCCUGAGGUCCUUUGGAAAUCUUAUAUUGAUUAUGAAUUUGACCAAGAAGAAUAUGGUCGUACACGGAACCUCUACCGGCGUCUAUUACAAAGGACUCAACAUGUAAAGGUGUGGAUAAGUUUUGCUCAUUUUGAAAUGUCACUUCCUGGUAGUCAAUCCAUAAAAAAUGCUCGUGGUGUUUAUAUGGAUGCAAAUAAAUCAUUGAAGACAGCUGAAGAAAAGGAAGAACGUGUAAUGUUGUUGGAAUCUUGGUUUGACUUUGAGAAGGAGGCUGGUGAUAUUAAUUCAUUGAAAGUUGUCGAAAAACAAAUGCCUCAGAAAAUCAAGAAACGUCGGAAGAUUGAGUCUGAAGAUGGAUCUCAUGCUGGUUGGGAAGAAUAUUAUGAUUACAUCUUCCCUGAAGAAGAAGCUUCACAGCCAAACCUCAAGCUGCUGGCAAUGGCAAAGAAAUGGAAACAGAAACAAGUGGAAGAAGAUCAGGUUGAAACAGAUGAAGAAGGGGAAGAAGAUGAAGAAGGGGAAGAAGAUGAAGAGGAGGAAAGUAGCGAAGAGGAAAACCAAGAAAGUGAUGAAUCUUCAUGAUAAAAGGAGAGAAAGAAAGAGAGAGAGAGAGAAUUCAAAGGGGGACAAAUAAACUCUCAGAUGCUGUUUGAGAUUAGGGAGUGUUUGUCAAAAGAAGGCCAGUGUUCUUCACCCUUGCAAACCCUCCCAAACUGUGAGAUUGAUGCAGUUGAUGUUCAAUUUUUAUUAAUGAGUUGACUCUAUUGAGAUGCCUCACUAAGCUUAUGGAAAUAAUCUCUUUUAAGUUAGUCUUCCUUAGUCUACUGAGUUGUUUCUCUAGGCCCACUUAGAUUAUGGAAGUGGUCUCCAUUAAGUCAGCUUAGUAGUGAGGUUGUCUAAAUAUUUAAAUCCAUUUAGUUAGUUUCUUGGGGCUGUUUUUAGAGUUAGUGUGUUAAACAUGUGGUAGCUGUUUAGGCUAAGUUAGCCUUCUUCAGUACAUUGAGCUGUUCUCCCACCUAGUGAGAUUGUUGAAAAUAUGUUUGUAGAUUCAAUCUACUGUCUGGAAUUAUCAUAUCUACAUAUAUAUAUAAAUCAGAAAUAGGAAGUCCUUGGUACAGUAUUGUACAUCUAAAAAAUGAUUAAGAAUGGAUUUUCUGAUAAUUUUUUCCACUUUAAUAAUCAGAUGUUUAUAAAUCAUUAGGUAUUUAUAAACAUCUAAUUAUUAAAGUGG